Messenger RNA from Python bivittatus (Burmese python), 5987 nucleotides. Lineage: Eukaryota; Metazoa; Chordata; Lepidosauria; Squamata; Pythonidae. The record is from RefSeq and is a predicted model, not a curated record.
CCUUUCUUCAGUUCUAGACUUUGAACUAUCAGGUUUUACAGGGAAUGAAGCUGUAGAAUACUACUUCUAUUUAUAUAUUGGGGAUCCAUACUCAGUCAGUGCAAAAUUGCCGUGACAAGCCAUCCAGGGUUUUGUGAAAGUGUCGAAUCACACCCGGAAUCAAUAAUGGACAUGAUUAUUUGCAAUAGAUUAAAGCUCAGUUUUGAUCUAAUGAAAAUAUUACUAGUGGAUCUAAACUUCUUACAGACAUUUUAAUUGUUUUUCCCAUUUGUAUUCACAGUCAUCUUUUUUCCUUUCAGCUUUACUCAUUGAAUGAUUAUAAACCUCCUAUUUCAAAGGCUAAGAUGACACAGAUUACCAAGGCAGCAAUCAAGGCCAUAAAGUUCUACAAACAUGUUGUACAGAGUGUUGAGAAAUUCAUUCAAAAGUGUAAACCAGAAUAUAAGGUGCCUGGCUUAUAUGUCAUUGAUUCUAUUGUACGGCAGUCUCGGCAUCAGUUUGGGCAAGAAAAGGAUGUCUUUGCUCCCAGGUUUAGCAAUAACAUCAUUAGCACUUUCCAGAAUUUAUAUCGUUGCCCUGGGGAUGAUAAGAGUAAAAUUGUUAGAGUUCUCAAUUUGUGGCAGAAGAAUAAUGUGUUCAAAAGUGAAAUUAUCCAGCCUCUAUUGGAUAUGGCAGCAGGAAUUCCUCCUCCAGUUGUGACUCCUGUUUUACCAGGGACAACUGCUACUUUGAGUAAUAAUACACCAGGAACUCCAGUGACUCCUGCUACACCAGCCAAUGUGAUCCAAAGUUUACCUGAUCCAUGGGUAUCUCAAAUAACUAAUACAGAUACUCUUGCUGCUGUAGCACAGAUCCUGCAGAGUCCACAAGGCCAGCAGCUUCAGCAAUUAAUACAGACAUUGCAGAUGCAACAACAGAAACCACAACCAUCAUUACUUCAAGCACUGGAUGCUGGUCUCGUUGUUCAGCUACAGGCUCUCACUGCUCAACUUACAGCUGCUGCUGCCGCCGCCAAUACACUCAAUCCACUAGAACAGAGUGUCUCUUUUAACAAGAAGCUGAUGGAUAGGUUUGGAGAUUUUGGAGAAGAAGCUGAUGUGAAUGAAGAGCCCAAAAAGGAAACUCCAACUUCUCAACUGCCCCUUGUAUCUGAAUCCGUGAACAACUCACUUUUUCAUCAGCUAGCUGAACAACUACAGCAACAAAACCUAGAACAUCUCCGCCAACAGCUUCUAGAUCAGCAGCCACCAAAGGUAAGCCCUGAGGAAACUCAAGAAGAAAAUUUUGGUUCUGAGCAUUCAGCAUCACCUUCACAAGACAGUAGUCACCAACAGUUUUUAGAAGUGGAAACAAAGCUUGACAAUUCAAUGGAUGUUCAACAACAGGACAUGGAUAUAGAUGAAGCCCAAGAGGUUGUAGAACAAGAAGUCUUCGAGCAAGAAGAAAAGAAACCAGCAGUUCUUUCAAGAUCACGAACACGCUCAAGAUCACGUUCAAGGUCACCAAGAAAAAGAAGGUCAAGAUCACGGUCUGGUUCUCGAAAGCGUAAACACAGGAAGCGUUCACGUUCUAGAUCAAGAGAAAGAAAGAGGAAGUCUUCGAGAUCAUACUCAAGUGAAAGAAGAGCUAGAGAAAGGGAAAAAGAACGACAGAAAAAAGGGUUACCUCCUAUACGAUCAAAAACACUAAGUGUCUGCAGUACCACGCUUUGGGUUGGUCAAGUGGACAAGAAGGCCACUCAGCAAGAUUUAACCAAUUUAUUUGAAGAAUUUGGACAAAUAGAAUCCAUAAACAUGAUCCCUCCCAGAGGUUGUGCUUAUGUCUGUAUGGUGCAUAGGCAAGAUGCUUAUCGUGCUCUUCAGAAAUUAAGCUCUGGAUCCUAUAAAAUUGGAUCUAAAAUUAUUAAGAUUGCAUGGGCUUUAAACAAAGGGGUGAAAACUGAAUACAAACAGUUUUGGGAUGUGGAUCUUGGAGUAUCAUAUAUACCCUGGGAAAAAGUUAAACUGGAUGAUUUAGAUGGCUUUGCAGAAGGAGGAAUGAUUGACCAAGAAACAGUAAAUAGUGAAUGGGAAACUACAAGGAGUUCGGAGACUGUAAAAGAGAGUGUGCAGAUAACCCAGAGUGCAACAGUUGACAAAACUGCAGCUGUCACAACACAGACAGAAACUUACACGCAGUCUGUCACUAUGUUACAGAUUCCUGUAGCGCCCACUGUGCCGACUGUUAGUUUAGUUCCACCAGCAUUUCCUGUUACAAUGUCUGUCCCUCCACCUGGUUAUGGUGCAAUUCCUCCACCUCCAUUCUUGAGAGCAAGCUUUAAUCCUUCGCAACCACCUCCUGGUUUCAUGCCUCCACCUGUUCCACCACCUGUUCCACCACCAGUAGUCCCAACAUCUCUUGUACAGCCUUCACUACCUAUUGCUCAGGAGUCAGUGAAAGAUUUUAGCAGCCUUGUUCUACCAGUUGGUACUGUUUCUAGUAAUCUUACCACACCAACAUUAUCUGCCGGAAAUGUCUUUCCUCCUCUUUCAAAUAACAAUUCAGAAUUAGAUGAAAAAGGAUCUCUUCAUGCUGAUCUUCAGAUCUCAUCUAGUGAACACAGAACUGUUCAAGAUGACGUUUCAAGCAGUUCUGGACUUACCGAGGGAGUACAGCCACCUGGUGUCUCAACCAGUUCUGGGCUUGUAGGGGGAAUUCAGCCACCCCAUGUCUCAAGUAGUACUGGGCUUGUACAGCCAGUCAGUGUCUCAAGCAGCUCUGGACUUCUGACAAGAGUUCAACCACCUACUGCUUCAAAUAGCUCUGGUCUUAUAACAGGUGUUCAGGCUCCAAGUGUCUCAAGUAGCUCUGGGCUUUUGACAGGACUACAGCCCAUAAAUGUUUCAAGCAGCUCCAGCAUUUUAAUGGGAAUCCAGCCACCCAUAGUGUCAAAUAAUACUGGACUUUUGUCAGGAAUCCAGCCACCCAUUGUAUCAAGCAAUUCUGGAAUUUUAGGAUUGCCACCACCAAUAGUUUCAAGUAGUUCUGGACUAUUAGGAUUGCCACCACCAAAUAUUUCAGGUGGUUCUGGACUAUUAGGACUACAACCACCCACUGGAAUUCAAAAUUUACCCCAUUUAACUAUUGCUAGUCAACGGUUGCCUGGAAUUCCUCUAGUAGAAAUCCGAUCAGGAUUAAUACCGCAGCCACCUGGUCCUAGGUUUCCACUGCUGCAACCUGGGAUGCCACCACAACGUACAGUUCCUCCUCCAACUAUCCUUGAUCCAUCCCUUCCUCCACCUAGAGUUCCUUUCCUUCCAGGAGAUCUUUUUACUCAAACAGACAGGCCAUUUGCAACUUCUGGUAGGCAAAAUAUGGAUAUAUCUAACCCAGAUAAAAGAUUGCCUAUUGGAGAUGAUAGCAUUCAACAAGAAGGAGAUAGAGACUAUCGCUUUCCUCCAGUAGAAAAUAGAGAUCGAGCAUCUUCAAUGGAUAUAAGGGAUUCUGUUGGAAGGCCACCACUAGAUCCAAGAGAGGGUCUAGGUCGACCUCCUGUAGAUGGAAGAGAACAUCUUGUCAGGCCACAUAUAGAUUUACGGGAGAACUUUGGAAGGCCAGGUAUUGAUAAUCUCAGUAGGAGAGAGCAUUUUGCUUUCAACUCAGAAAAGCACUGGGGUCAAAGAGGAGAUUAUGAUGAAAGAGAACACCAGGCCUUUCCUGUAUAUGGUGGUCUCAAAGGGUUCCAGGAAGCUCGAGAGAGAUAUCGGCAAACAAACUACAGAUUUGAAACUCGAAGUGGUCCCACCUGGAACAGAGGACUUGAACAAGAUGCUCACAGAGACUUUGAUGACCGUCGUAGACCAUGGGAAAGACAAAGGGACAGGGAUGAUAGAGAUUUUAAUUUUGGUAGAGAAAUUAAUGGAAACCGAUUUGGGAGAGAGAGAACACAGAACAACUGGAUACCCCCUCCACAUCCAAGAGCAUUUGAAUAUUUUGAAGGUGGUGCUUCUCAACAAAAAGCUGAUAGUGUACCCCAAGUUAAUGGUGAAAACACAGAGACAGAGAAUCAGCCAUCUGCUGUGCAAGUACAGGAUGAAUUGGAACUUUAUGAAAAGUUGGCGACUUCAAAUGACACAAAAAAAGAGAAGAGUGACACAGAAGCUGAAUUAGAAACUGAACCAGUGGUAGAAAGCACAGAAACUGAGGGGACAUAAUCAUCACUCAGUAGGUAAAAAGAUACCUUUUGUAAAGUUGUCAUCUCUCUCUGUAAUAGAUGAAUGGCUGACUGGACCUUAGUAGUUCAUUUUUUUUUCUUCCAGGAUUAAGUUAAUCUAAUAUUCAUGUUCAUCUUUCACUUAAAUAGUUGUACAACUGACCUGUAUAGAAUAUUGUUCUUAAUUUGAACAUGGUAGGUAAAGUUUUUCUUUCUUUUCCUUUUUUUUUCCUGGCAAAAUGCAAACUUGCCCCACUUGCUUUUACUUCAGAAGGAUAAAUAACAGCUUGUCAAACAAAGAAAAAGACUUCCUAUGGAAGAACUUGAUUUUUUUUAGAUACUAUUAGGUUGGCCAUAGAAAUUGUUAUACUUGAAAACAGGCGCUGGUAUAUCUUGUCCAGAUUUCUAGGCUGCUGCAAAAUUUUAAAGCAUAGGCAGAACUGUGAUACUAUAUGUUCCCUCAGUUUGGCACAAGCAAACAGAAAAGGAGCAUAAAUAAUACAGAGAUGAUGUGUUUUUGAAAUUUAUGCAUUAUAGUCUCUGUUUCUCAAGUGUCCGUGAUUUGUCCUCCUCAUACUGCAAUGGGUUAAAAAAUAACAUACGUUUUAAUGUUUUUUUAGAUGCCAAUAAAGCAUUAUUUGUUUGAUAAGCAUUCUAGGUAUUGUAUUUUUUAUAUACAAUCUAUAACAUUCUGGAUGAAUUGUGCUUUAGCUAAUUGUUGCAUAAGGUUUAUAAUGCUCUUGUAAAACUAGUGCAACAAUUAUAGAUGCUACAAAAGCAUAUGCCUUUCUACUAAAAAUAAACCAUGAAUCACAUUAGUUUGUGUAUAACGUAUGUAUGUAAAUAUUUGUGUAAAACUGUAUGUAGAUACCACUGUUUCUGUGUGUGAUAGUGCAUGCGCACGCACUCACAGAAUAAUGUAGACAGUUAAAUAAAAUGAAAUGAAUUAGGUUAUGCAAUUUCAUAUUUAACCUUCUUUAGGUAGAAAGAAAAUUGUAGACGCUGAUGUGACAGGUUAAUCAAAUUAAUAUUUGCUCUUCUAAGUUCUUAUUACUUCAGAAGGUGGAAUCUGGCAUGCUCUGAAGGCUGAAGAGUAAGAUUUAAGGAUGCUUUUUAAGUGUGGCAAUAUAUGGUGCAAAAAAUGAAGCAAAUGUUUGAAUUGUCAUUUUUGUAAUGCUUCUGGUGUUUUGGGUAGAAAGUGAUACUAUAAAAAUACUUUGUGAUGAUUUGCUUGCCGUGAAUAUUCAGUUCAUAGUUGUUGCCUAAAACAUUGAGCCACUUUAAGAACAAAACACUCUUAUUUAUCUCAAAUCACUGACCACUUACAGGUUUAGGCUUGAAGAUUCUUUAGGCUGCAAUCGUAUAUGCAUAUAUCUUGGAUUAAGUUUCAUUGACACCAAUGGGACUUACUUCUGAGUAGACAUUCAUAGGAUUGUUUUGAUACUGAAAGGAAUUGGUUGCACAAAUAAUGAACACUACAUUGUUCGUUUGAUUUAACUGCUUCUCUUAAAUUUAUCUGGAUAUUAAUAUUGUUGCCAAGACCCCUAAAUAUUGAAUAUUGGCAUCUAGAAAUUUGGAGUUUUUUUUAACUCUGUGCUGGCUAGCUUCUGUAAUUUGAAAUGGCCUCAUAAAAAUAUUUCUGCCCAAACUAAAAAUAUGUUUUUAGGAUCUACUCUUUAACAAGUUCAUAGAAUGUAACCAUUUAUCCUUUAUUUUUUUUUUAAAAAGCCUUCAAAUUCUAAAGAAUAAUAAUAGUUGCAGAAUUUAUAUUGUGAUAAACUAAUAUUUUAUGUAG